Molecule: messenger RNA, 3119 nt
Organism: Ornithodoros turicata
Lineage: Eukaryota; Metazoa; Arthropoda; Arachnida; Ixodida; Argasidae
Product: zinc finger protein 883-like
Exons: 8
Coding region: 488-2785 (765 amino acids)
Biological process (GO): regulation of transcription by RNA polymerase II
Molecular function (GO): RNA polymerase II cis-regulatory region sequence-specific DNA binding; DNA-binding transcription factor activity
Source: RefSeq, a predicted model, not a curated record
UUUCUUCCAUGGCGGCGUCCAUGCAUACGAGGAGACAAUGGAUACAAGUGCCAUCAAGAACCUUUCUGGCACCUCUCCUGACUGAACUGGAACCAAUGUACACACACAGGAACUGAACACAGAUCACUCCCCUGGGGACAGUGAAUGGUGGGAUGCUCGCCGUCCUUAUCAUGCCGUUCGCCUCUGACUCUGAAAUAAUCCCAAUUGUGCAUGGUUGACGUCGCGUGUUUAAGGUGGCCUGCACCCUCUGCACCGUUUGUCGACAGAAAUCAAGGCAUAUUACAUCGACCUGAAGCCCCUGGUUGAUAGCGCUAGUAAAGUCAUGAAUAGCUUCGAUUAGCUGUGUGGUUGUGGACACUCCCUUCCUGAAGCCGUGUUGGUUCAUGCAAAAGAAUCCUAAGCCUUCAAGGAGACAAGGGCUGCCAGCUGCUUAUUAAGGAAGAGGCAAGAUAUACUUUCCAGUGCAUCCGACUCGCAACCCCAGGAAAUGCAGCUCUCUCCAGAGUUCAGUGGUGACCUCCUGAGAGUAAAAUCAGAACCACCCGAUGCUGCAUGCCUGCCACAAGAGGCCCAGAUACAGCAACAGCACUGCAACGAGUAUCCAUCAGGAGGGGCGACACCUGGCAUGUGUCGUAUUAAAGAAGAACCUCGAGAGGACCCUUCAAAUGAACAACCAAUCACAGAAGUGAAGACAGAGCCUUAUAACGUCGCAAUCUUAACAGAUCAGAACCAAAUGGGGCACAGCUGUGGCUCUGCAUCACAAGGUGCAUCACUUGGGAUGUGUCGCAUUAAAGAGGAACCUCAAGAGGAAUCUUGGAAUGAACGUCCAAUGACAGUUGUGAAAACAGAGCCUUAUAACGAUGAAAUCUUGGCAGAGAAGGACCAGAUGGGACACAGCCAUGACUCUGCAUCAGAAGGAGCAAGAGAAAGAACUGGUAUGCUCCCUGUUCAGGACCAGCCCAGAGGAACUGGUGACCGAGCAUCUUCAGGUCCCACUUCUUCAAAUGCGCAGUUCAAGGUUGAUGCAACAACAGCUGGACUGCAAUUCGACAACACAGCACUGGUCACUACGAACUGUCGACCCAUGGAGCAAUCUCUCGAGCAGAGUGAGACUCAAGAGGCAGGCAAAUUAGGGCAGGAGAAAGAAAGGUCGUAUAAGUGCAACGUUUGUUCAACUACAUGCAUCGAGAUUGUCGGCUUGAAAGUUCACCUGAAAAGUGACAACACGAAGACAUUUGCAUGUGACGCAUGUUCCAAGACAUUCCAUCACCAGUCAACCCCGCGAGAGCACACAAACCAUCACACAGGAGAAGGGUUGCAGAAGUGCAGGGCAUGUGCACUUGUAUGGGUGUCCAGGUCACGCAACGGCGAUCUCAGCACUGCAGAGUUCAGCCUGAGCAGGAGCCUGCGGUCUCACAGGCAGAUACACACCCUCAAGAAAGCAUACAAAUGCGAUAUUUGUCCAGCACAUUUCAGCGAUAGCACAAAGCUGCGAUAUCACAGGCGAACGCAUACAGGUGAAAAGCCCUACAAGUGCGAUCUCUGUUCUGCAGAGUUCAGCCAGAGCACAAACCUGUCACGUCACAGGCUGACACAUACGGGCGAGAAGCCAUACAAGUGUGAUCUCUGCCCUGCAGAGUUCAGAGAGAACACGAAGCUGCAGAAACACAGGCGAACACACACGGGUGAGAAGCCCUACAAGUGCGAUCUCUGUUCUGCAGAGUUUAGCCAGAGCACAAGCCUGUCACGUCACAGGCUGACACAUACGGGCGAGAAGCCAUACAAGUGUGAUCUCUGCCCUGCAGAGUUCAGAGAGAGCACGAAGCUGCGGAAACACAGGCGAAUACACACGGGUGAGAAGCCCUACAAGUGCGAUCUCUGUUCUGCAGAGUUUAGCCAGAGCACAAGCCUGUCACGUCACAGGCUGACACACACGGGCGAGAAGCCAUACAAGUGCGAUCUCUGUCCUGCAGCAUUCAGCGAUAACACGAAGCUGCGGAAUCACAGGCGAACACACACGGGCGAGAAGCCGUACAAGUGCGAUCUCUGUCCUGCAGUGUUCAGUGAUAGCACGAAACUGUGGCAUCACAAGCAAAGACACACGGGCGAGAAACCCUGCAAAUGUGAUCUCUGUCCUGCAGAGUUCAGAUAUAGCAGAGGCCUGUCACGUCACAAGCUGACCCACACGGGCGAAAAGCCAUACAAGUGCGAUACCUGUCCUGCAGAGUUCAGGGACAGCUCAAAGCUACGGAAUCACAAGCGAACACACACAGGUGAGAGGCCCUACGAGUGCCAUCUCUGCCCAGCAAAGUUCAGCAAUGGAUCGAACCUUACACAUCACAUGCGAAAGCACACAGGCGAGAAGCCCUACAAAUGCGAUCUCUGUCCUGCAGAGUUCAGACAUAGCACAAGCCUAUCAAAUCACAAACGGGAACACAUGGGCGAAAAGCCGUACAAGUGCAAUCUCUGUCCUGCGGCAUUCAGCGACAGCAAGAAGCUGCAGAAUCACAAGCGAAGGCACGUGGAAGAGAUGGCAUACAAGUGCAAUCUCUGCCCUGCAGAGUUCAAUAAUGGCACAAGCCUGUCAUGUCACAAGCGAACACAUACGGGCGAGAAGCCAUACAGGUGCAAUCUCUGUCCCAGAGCGUUCAGCGAGAGAGCGAACCUUUCACGUCACAAGCGAGCGCACACAGGUGUGAAGCCCUACAAGUGCAAUCUUUGUCCAGCAGUGUUCAGCCGGAGCACGAACUUGUCACGUCACAAACGGACACACACGGGUGAGUAGCCAUUAAAGUGCGACCUCUGUACUGCACAGCUCAGCCAGGGUCACAAGUGGACACACACAGGCCAGAAGUCAUAAAGGUGACCAGCGUCCUGCAGAUUUCACUUGCAGCACGCACUUACAAUGCCACAGGCAGCACUGGUGAUUGCACUAGUGAUAAGCAAGCUAUGCUAUUACUAGAUAUGUAUGUAAUUUCAUUUUCUAAAGUUCCUGUCUGUGACAACAACAACUUUAUUUUGAGAUGGAGUGUGGGGAGAUUCAUCGCCAGAGGCGAUACUCUACGCCAUUGCUGGUAAGGAUGUGGGGAAUAAAAUAAGGAGCCCCUUCACAAUAACGA